AUGGACCCAAUUCGACCGGAAUUCGAACUUUUGGACUCAGCAGGACUUGAGUAUCACCGUUGGGCCGCUGAUGUGGAAACUACCUUCUUUGCAAAGGAUUUCACCUCUACUAUCAAGCCAUCUGCCGACGGUGCUCCGGUAACUGAGAAAGACAAAGCUAAUGCUCUCAUGUUCCUCAAGAGGCAUAUCGAUCCUAACCUGCGAUGGGGUUAUCAUCACUUGAAGACACCAAAAGAGCUAUGGGAUGCUCUCGAUAGCCGGUUUGGUAACAUUCACGAUUCCUUAAUACCACAAUUGAACGUCUUGUGGAAUGAAAUCCGGUUUCUCAAUUAUGUAAAAGUGAAUGAUUUCCAAAAAGACAUGCUGCAAAUUCAGGCACGUAUGGACUUUUGUGGAAAGAAAUUUACUGAUGAGGAAAUGAUUCAGAAAACCCUAUCGACCUUUCCUACCUCUUCCAUGAUCCUAGCAAACCAGUAUCGUUUAGAGGUAGAUAACAAAAGAAUCACCACAUUCAGUAGGUUGAUAAACUUACUGCAAGUGGCCGAAAGGCACAAUGAGAUUCUUGUCAACAACAAUGCCAGAGCUGUCGGGAAAAAGAAAGUUCCCGAAGCCAAUCAUGGCAAGGUCAACAAAGGGAAGGGCCCCAAAGGAAAUAGGGCUCGAGAAGGAACUUCUGGCCAUAGUGGUAGUGAUCCUAAGUUCGAGAAAACCUCUAUGAAUCCCGCCACUAAAAAGGCUGCAGAUGGAAGUGCACCUUGUUUUAAGUGUGGAUUCACCGGACAUUGGUACAAGCAUUGCAAGGCUAGCGCCAAUGUAGCUACGAGCUACAAAAAGUACCGGGAAGCUAUCGAACAUGAGGCUAAUUACACAGAAGAAAAUACUGUUACCCCUGAUGCUAACCUCACAAUCUCAGAUUUCCUGUGA
Messenger RNA from Papaver somniferum (opium poppy), 924 nucleotides. RefSeq lists its product as uncharacterized. Bases 1 to 924 code for a protein of 307 amino acids. The record is from RefSeq and is a predicted model, not a curated record. Lineage: Eukaryota; Viridiplantae; Streptophyta; Magnoliopsida; Ranunculales; Papaveraceae. Gene Ontology annotation, molecular function: zinc ion binding; nucleic acid binding. The transcript has 2 exons.